Messenger RNA from Staurois parvus, 539 nucleotides. NCBI's taxonomy places the organism in Eukaryota, Metazoa, Chordata, Amphibia, Anura, Ranidae. The record is from the annotation of a GenBank genome assembly.
UUGGAUCGUCUGGCUCGACAGCGGGCAUCGGGUCACCAGGCAUGACAGCGGGCACCGGGUCAUCAGGUACCGGAUCGUCUGGAUCGACAGCGGGCAUCGGAUCACCAGGCAUGACAGCGGGCACUGGGUCAUCAGGCAUUGGAUCGUCUGGCUCGACAGCGGGCAUCGGGUCACCAGGUAUGACAGCGGGCACCGGGUCAUCAGGCAUGACAGCGGGCACUGGGUCAUCAGGCAUUGGAUCGUCUGGCUUGACAGCAGGCAUCGGGUCACCAGGCAUCGGAUCGUCUGGAUCGACAGCGGGCACCGGGUCAUCUGGCAGGGCAUCGGGUCACCAGGCAUGACAGCGGGCACUGGGUCAUCAGGCAUUGGAUCGUCUGGCUCGACAGCGGGCAUCGGGUCACCAGGCUGGAUCAGUUCAUCAGGCUGGGUACAGACAUCAGGCUGGGUACAGACAUCAGGCUGGGUAGAGACAUCAGGCUGAAGUGCGGGUGCCGAGGCACCAGGCUGAACCACGGAAGGCAGGUUCUCAGACGGCAGGC